GGACUAGUGUAUGAAAGCUGCCGACUAAACCCGACCAUCAAACUAAUUUAAUUGUUUGACAAAUAAAUAAUAAUUUCAACAGAAUCCGAUCGCCAUUAGAAAUUAAUUUGCGUUCAUAUCAUAUCUUCACCCAGAUUCAAUACAAUACUCUCUCACAAAUUUCUUCUGUUCUCAAUUCACGCGGAAUCACACGUUCUCUUGUUCCAUAAUCAAACCCGCUGUAGCUGAUUGCCAAAUAAUCGCAAUUGAAAACCCUAAAUCCACCCAAAAUUAGGGUUUUCUCUACCUAAUUAGCAACGAAGAAGAUGGAUAGAGAGUUUUUCAGGCGAAUGUAAUACGAAAUUGAGUGACUAUAUUGUAUAUUUGUAUGUAGCUAUAAAAAUACUGAUACAAAAUUAGGGUUUUCUGUACGUAAUUAGCCUUAAAUAUCUUCUGAAGAAGAAGAAUAGAGAGUUUUUCAGGUGAAUGUAAUAUGAAAUUGAGUGAGUAUAUUGUAUGCAUCUAUAAAUCUGUAAUAAUACAAAAUUAGGGUUUCAGGUACGAAGCGAUCGUAAUUAGUCUUAAAAAUCUUCGGAAGAACGACGACGAAGAAGAAGAAUAUAUAGUUUCUCAUUGAAUGUAAUAUGAAACUGAGGGAAGAAUAUAUAUUGUAUGUAGUGAUGCUAACACAAAUUUAGGGUUUCAUGUACGUAAUUAGCCUUCAUUGCUAUUGGAAGAACGGAGAAGAAGUUUCGCAGUUGAAUGUAAUAUGAAUUUGAGGGAGAUUAUUGUAUCUAGUGAUACGAAUACAAAUUGCCAUAGAAAUGAGAGAAUCAAAAAGUGGGAGGUAUAGUGCAGGGGAAUUGGUUUCGGCUAAUAAUAACCAUCGGAAAAAGCUGAAGCGUAAUCGGCGGCACCGGCGUUGGUGGUGGUUAUGGCUGCCGGCGGGAUUGGGCAAAGGACAGAGACGGCGGAUCCCAUGGUCAGUGGUUUGUGGUGUGAUCUUGUUUGCUUUAGGUUUAAUCUCGCUGUUUACUGGCCAUGUGGCUUCGAAUCUCGAGUGGUACUCUCAGAAACUCGUUAAACAUCGGUUCUGGUACAGCAAAAAGGGUGGAUUUGGUCAUGGACCAAUUGACAUAUGGAAAUCCAAGUCAUCAAAGUUCUAUUAUGGAUGCAGUGAAAGAGGCCCUCAUUAUGCACCUCCUGUUCAUGAGCCACUAUCAAAUGGCUAUUUGCUCAUUGCUACUAGUGGAGGCUUGAAUCAACAAAGAAUCGGAAUAACUGAUGCUGUUGUUGUUGCACGCAUAUUGAAUGCUACGUUGGUUGUUCCUGAGUUGGAUCAUCAUUCGUUUUGGAAAGACGAUAGUGAUUUUGCAAACAUUUUUGAUGUGGAUUGGUUUAUUUCCUUCCUUGCGAAGGAUAUUCAAGUUGUCAAAAGGGUCCCAGACAAAUAUAUGCGGGCACUUGAGAAACUCCCGUACACCAAGCUGGUCCCACGGAAAUCAGAACCUCAGUAUUACCUUGAUGAAGUUCUGCCCACACUCUUAAGGCGGCAUGUUGUUCAGCUGACAAAGUUUGAUUACAGGCUUGCCUACGACCUAGAUGAAGAACUACAAAGGCUACGGUGUCGGGUCAAUUAUCAUGCUUUGCGUUUUACAAAACCGUUACAAAAACUUGGUCAUAAACUGGUGAUGGAAAUGAGGAACAUGGCAAAGCGCUACAUUGCUGUUCACUUAAGGUUUGAACCUGAUAUGCUUGCAUUUUCUGGCUGUUACUAUGGUGGCGGCGAUAAAGUGAGAGACGAGCUUGGUGAAAUCAGGAAAAGAUGGAAAACUUUGCCUGAUAUACUUUCUGAUGGAGAGGCGCGGAAACAAGGGAAGUGUCCCCUUACACCUCAUGAGGUGGGACUGAUGUUACGUGCACUGGGUUUUAAUAAUGAGACAUACAUUUACGUUGCAUCUGGUGAGAUUUAUGGUGGAGAAGCAACUUUGCAGCCUCUUAGGGAACUUUUUCCGAAUUUUUACACAAAGGAAAUGCUAGCUAGUAAAGAGCUCCAGCCUUUUCUUCCCUUUUCCUCUCGUCUUGCUGCCAUAGAUUACAUUGUAUGUGAUCAGAGUGAUGUCUUUGUCACAAAUUACAAUGGAAACAUGGCCAAAGUUCUUGCUGGUCGAAGGAGGUACAUGGGUCAUAAACGAACCAUUCGGCCAAAUGCUAGAAAGCUUAGUGCUUUAUUCUUGCAACGGGAGAACAUGCCUUGGACCACUUUCUCUAAAAAAGUCAAAUCCGCCCAAAGGGGAUUUAUGGGUGAACCUGAUGAUAUGAAACCAGGGCUCAAUUUCCACGAAUACCCUUCUUCAUGCAUCUGCAAGAAAUCGUUUAAUUACUCUCACCCUGAUAACAAAAGAAUGACAAAUAAUGCUUCUUCAUAUGGACAUAAAGAAGGUGUUAAUAGUAGAGAUAAUGAUGCAUCAUCCUCACUUGCAGAGAAGGAAGAUGUUGACUUUUUAGUUGACUAGUCCCGACAAAGAAACUCGAUAUACGUUUGUAGAAUAAAUUUGGCCAUAUUUUGGUAUACGGUGUGCAGAGUUUGGUUAGCGGGCGCCAUGCGGCAUUAGAUUUGAAGUCACAACUCAAGAAGUGGCAUUCUGUUUACUUUUCAUGUUUGUAUAUGAAAAACCAACUUUAUGUUUAUAUUUAUAAGCUGUAUUUUACUAUUAUACCCUUCAGAUUGAACAUUCUGAAGCUUUUCUGUAUCAAGAAAUAGAUGUGCACAACUGCAUUAAGGAGAAUGAAAAAGCAGUUUAAGGAUUACUCUUUUGUAGUUGAA
Helianthus annuus (common sunflower) is the source of this 2806-nucleotide messenger RNA. RefSeq names its product O-fucosyltransferase 29. Lineage: Eukaryota; Viridiplantae; Streptophyta; Magnoliopsida; Asterales; Asteraceae. The record is from RefSeq and is a predicted model, not a curated record. Bases 804 to 2495 code for a protein of 563 amino acids. The transcript has 10 exons.